AUGAACACCGUCGUGCGCGCGCUGACGCUCGGACAAGUCGCCGUCGUCGUCGCGGCGUGCGUCGCGGGCGCGCUGCUCGUCGGCGCGGUCGGUCUGGGAGGCGUCGUCAUCUUGCCCGCGCUCCUGCUCGCGAGGGCGUGCACGCCCGAGGUCGGGAUCGUGUCCCUGUUCGUCGCGUUCACGCCGACGAUGGCGCUCAGGGUGUGGAUGCUGAGAAAAAUAGUGCCGCGCGAUCGGUUUCCGACGCGGCUGGGAGGCGUCGCCGCGGCGGGAGGGGCGUGCGGCGCGAGCGUCGCCGGGGGCGCGCUCCUGGACGUCGUCCCGAGAGAGGCGCUGACGUACGUCAUAGGUCUCGUCGCGCUGGUGGCGGGAGGGAAAGACGUCGCAGACAGCGCGCGGCGAUUGCGCUCGCGCGCGGCGCGGUCACGCGCGGGAGAGGGGGAGACGGUGGUGACGGUGGAAGACGGCGGAGACGACGGAGACGACGGAGACGCGGCGCUCGAGAUGGACGGCGCGGACGCGGUCGACGCGAACGAGAGCGAGAGCAAAAGCGAUGAGUACUGGUUAGAACCUACGACUCGCGAGAUGUGGUUGUUGUUCAGCAUCGGUGUCGUCGUGGGGAUGCUCAGCGUGCUCACCGGAACCGGCGGCCCGAUAAGCUUCCUGCCGAUUGUAGUACUGUGGAAAGGCAAGGUGAACCGCAAGGUGAUGUUAUCGAUGAGUGCGAUUCAGAGCGUAUUCUUAGGUAUCGCAGCGAUCGUCAGCACCACUGCUCGUGGAAAAAAGCCCGACCCCGGGCUCGUGCUUUUGAUUUUGCCGUGCGGAUUGGUCGGAGUCGCUCUCGGCGUGCGCGUGUUGAAAUAUUUCUCGCGCGAGUGGCUGACUCUCUUCAUAGGCACCAUCUUGCUCGCCGUCGGUUCGUUCACCGUGCAUCAAGCGACUGAACUGUGA
Messenger RNA from Ostreococcus lucimarinus CCE9901, 951 nucleotides. RefSeq lists its product with no specific name. The coding region runs from base 1 to 951 and encodes 316 amino acids. Lineage: Eukaryota; Viridiplantae; Chlorophyta; Mamiellophyceae; Mamiellales; Bathycoccaceae. Gene Ontology annotation, cellular component: membrane. The transcript has a single exon. The record is from RefSeq and is a predicted model, not a curated record.